Molecule: messenger RNA, 1344 nt
Organism: Camelina sativa (false flax)
Lineage: Eukaryota; Viridiplantae; Streptophyta; Magnoliopsida; Brassicales; Brassicaceae
Source: RefSeq, a predicted model, not a curated record
AUGGCUAAUUCGAAUGGAGGGUUUCUACAUUCUGAUCAGCAAGUUCAGCCUCCUAACCCUGUGAUCCCUCCUUGGUUAGCUACUUCUAACAAUGGGAACAAUGUUGGCGUGAGACCUCCCUCGGUGACUUUAACAUUAUCGCCUUCCACCGUGGCUGCAGCCGCACCUCAACCGCCAAUCCCGUGGCUGCAGCAGCAGCAGCCCGAGAGAGUAGACAGCGGUCCAGGGGGACUUGUGUUAGGGAAUAUGAUGCCAUCUUGUAGCGGGAGUAGCGAGGGUGUGUUCUUGUCAGAGCUUGUGGAGUGUUGUAGAGAGUUAGAGGAAGGGCAUAGAGCUUGGGUGGAGCAUAAGAAAGAGGCCGCAUGGAGGCUAAGGCGGNCCCCUAAUUACUCAUACCCUAUUGACGAGAGCAAGUACGAUCGGAUUCUUGAGAGUUUUGCUGAGAAGCUUGUGAAAGAGAGGUCUAACGUUGUUCCUUCUGCUGCUGCUGCCGCUGCUGCCACUGUGGUGAUGGCUAAUUCGAAUGGAGGGUUUCUACAUUCUGAUCAGCAAGUUCAGCCUCCUAACCCUGUGAUCCCUCCUUGGUUAGCUACUUCUAACAAUGGGAACAAUGUUGGCGUGAGACCUCCCUCGGUGACUUUAACAUUAUCGCCUUCCACCGUGGCUGCAGCCGCACCUCAACCGCCAAUCCCGUGGCUGCAGCAGCAGCAGCCCGAGAGAGUAGACAGCGGUCCAGGGGGACUUGUGUUAGGGAAUAUGAUGCCAUCUUGUAGCGGGAGUAGCGAGGGUGUGUUCUUGUCAGAGCUUGUGGAGUGUUGUAGAGAGUUAGAGGAAGGGCAUAGAGCUUGGGUGGAGCAUAAGAAAGAGGCCGCAUGGAGGCUAAGGCGGCUGGAGCUGCAGCUAGAGUCAGAGAAGUCGUGUAGACAAAGGGAGAAGAUGGAGGAGAUUGAGGCUAAGAUGAAAGCUCUGAGGGAAGAGCAGAAGAGUGCAAUGGAGAAGAUCGAAGGAGAGUACAGAGAACAGCUCGUUGGUUUGAGGAGAGACGCUGAGGCCAAAGACCAGAAGCUGGCAGAUCAAUGGACCUCUAAACAUAUCAGACUCACCAAAUUUCUUGAACAGCACAUGGGUUGCAGAUUAGACCGCCCCUGAACUGCCUCCUAAACUCUUUGUUGUAAUGUAAUGUAAGCUUUUUUUUUUUUUGGUUUUUUUUUUUCUUUCAGACUCUUUGAUCAGACUAUUGGGUUCUGUAACUCAGCUUUCUAUUUGUUACUUAGCUUCUUCCAUUUACCUUUGUUCCUCUUUACCACUUCAGUUUGUUUAUCUAUGGCUUUGUUUUCUCAAGCU